Messenger RNA from Nasonia vitripennis (jewel wasp), 2495 nucleotides. RefSeq lists its product as uncharacterized. The record is from RefSeq and is a predicted model, not a curated record. The transcript has 3 exons. NCBI's taxonomy places the organism in Eukaryota, Metazoa, Arthropoda, Insecta, Hymenoptera, Pteromalidae. Bases 584 to 1177 code for a protein of 197 amino acids.
CAAUUCUCAUUAAGCGGAUCCCCCGUAAUACUUGAUACGUACCCGUUAACUAAAAAACGAAGCUAAUCGUAACAAGAUACAGCUACAUACGUAACCAAUCAGUUUUAACGCAGUCAAGUGCGAGCACUGCACGCGUAACCUUUAAACGAAAAAAUCGGUUCCAGACGAUCAAUAGCGUACAUAUGUGUACCCGUUAAUUUUCGCCAGCAGAAGCUACGAAAAAAAUCCCAAAGCUACACCAAGUCUAGCUCAUACGCAAAGGAAAAAAGUAGCAGCAACAGCAGCGAGCUCCGGAUCGGUAACAAUUAGAGCCUUUAGCGGCGUUUGCUUAACGUUGCUCCCUGAUACAGUUACGAACGAGUCGCUCGGAGUCUUCACCCCGCGAGUGACUUCGGGCUUGGGCUCAGUUGGCCAGCGGCAUUUGCGAUGAAAAACUACCUUUGAACAUUGAAAACUGUGCGACCAUGUGGCUGUGCGAUGAGUAUCGGUGAAAGACGCGAAGAUUUCCUUGGGUACAACGCACUGUUGAGGUGUCGAGGUGGACUACGAACUUUAAUUUAGUAUCUGGAGAGAAAGAUCGAAGAUGGCAACGAGAUUCUGGUGCAAGCUUAUUGUCCUGUCGAUAUGUGCGCGGCGAGGAGGUUUCGGAAUGAAUUUGACCGAUUUGCAAGAGCUUGUGAUAGUUUCCAGGGACAAUGAAAAAAUCACGACCGAGGUCACUUCGCUUGCUACCACAGAGGCAUCGUACAGGCACUCAAGGUGGCAUCGACAUGAGCGCGAAGGUUACCAGUCGCGAAUGUCUCACGACGAUUACCAGGACGAAGUGGCCGAUCAUCACGACGAGCAUGCCGGUGAUUCCAAGGCUGUGAGCCAGGGAAAGUACGACUACUGGGGUGGAUACGGUGGAUACUAUGAUUUUUUGAUCAACGAGGGAAGCUAUAAGUUCUGGGCUGCUUUUCAGCUUGCCACAGCAGCGUUGCUGAUCUACAGUGGUUUCGCCGCGCUGUACUACGCGAAGGUGAACCCUCAGAUCACAGAAGAUUACGAUGAUUUUUUGCUGCGCCGACGGAGGCGAGAAGUCGACCGGGACCGACCACCACGAGAUCGACCUUUUUUCGGACUUGAAGCCCAAACUUUGCAGAGGAUACUCGACGCUAUUGCUAAUCAGAUUCGUUAAUCAAUAUUCUUUUGCUUCCUUUCUAAGGAAGCUUUGUAAUAGUGAUUUUUGGAGUUUGUCUAAAAAUACGUUGGAAGUGUGUUUAGAAGUACUUUAAGUUAAAAAUAGUGUUUUUGGAAAAUGUCCGUAUGGAUGUAUGUGUGUGUGUGCGUAUGUAUACGCCCGUAUCUCGGCUUCUACUAAGUGGAUUUUAAGCCACUAAGUCUCAUUUUCUUUGUUUUUACUGUAACAUGGUUAAAAAGUCCUUUUUUACAUUUUUUCAAUUUUUUUUUCGAGCGAUUUUUUAGUUUUGAAAGUUCAGUUUUAUCUGAUAAAGUUAUCGAAAAGAUUAAUUUUAACAAAUUGCUUGAUAUGUACCUUUUAGAGAAUAAAAUUACCUAUCUUUUUACCGCGGGAAAUUUAUAUUAUCGUUCGUCGUUCUUUUGUUAUAUACCAUAAAGCGCAAUUUAUAGCAAUCAUAUUUGCUCAAAAACUAAAUGUCAAACCUUUCUAAAAAUUAACACGAUUAUUGAAGAUUAUUAGAACUAUACACCACUAUAAUUUUAAUUCAUUUGAUGGGGCAGAUCCGUAGAAAAACGCCAAAAACUGAAAAAAGUCGUUUUUCUAUAAAAUUCGAUAACAGGAGUAAAAACGCAAUAAUCAAAUAUAAAUUUUGGAUUUAGUUAGCAUUACACAGCACAAUGAGCCCUUUCUUUGGGCUGUUUAUGAAACCAGUUAGUUUCGAAGAUAUUAAGGUUCAAAAAUUUGGUUUUUCACCCUGUAUAAUACUCUGUUUAACUGAAAACUGCAUCAUUUCUAUCUCAGCUAAUCUACCUAGGUUCGUUUUCUCUGUUUUCUUUUUAUCAAUCCAUGAAAAACGAGAUUUCAGUCUUGCAUGUACGUUUUUUUCAUGGCGAUAUUUCGUUCAAUAACCAUUAAUUAAUUAUAGCUCGGCGAACGAGAGAAAGAAUAAUACGAAUUUUAAGUGAUUUUAACUAAUUUCAUUGAUUCGAUCCCAAGAAAUAGAUAAAAUACUGGAAAAACACACUUUUAUCUAUGUUAUACGAUAAAUGAAAAUUUUGUCCACUCACCCGCUUAUGUGCAGCACAUGUUAAAUAAUUUUAUCCAUAAAACAGAAAAGUACAAAAACUGUAUGUAAUUAUGUAUGGAGUAAAAACAGUUUCAUAUUAAAGUAAUACAUAAUGUUGAAGGAAGCUACGUGCCAAAGAAUUGGCAGCGGUUUUUUUUUCUGUAUAUUCAAACGACAAUGUAUUUUUGAAAGUAGGUUGAGAUAUCAUAUGUUUGUAUAUUUAUUAUGUAAAUUAAUAAUAAACGUGAA